Messenger RNA from Varanus komodoensis (Komodo dragon), 7446 nucleotides. RefSeq names its product calcium voltage-gated channel subunit alpha1 A (gene CACNA1A). The transcript has 48 exons. Gene Ontology annotation, biological process: calcium ion import across plasma membrane; chemical synaptic transmission. The record is from RefSeq and is a predicted model, not a curated record. Gene Ontology annotation, cellular component: voltage-gated calcium channel complex; neuronal cell body; membrane. Bases 1 to 7446 code for a protein of 2481 amino acids. Lineage: Eukaryota; Metazoa; Chordata; Lepidosauria; Squamata; Varanidae. Gene Ontology annotation, molecular function: high voltage-gated calcium channel activity.
AUGGCUCGGUUUGGAGACGAGGUGCCAGCUCGCUAUGGGGCAGGAGGCUCGGGGGGAGCUGGCUCCGGAGCAGCAGGCGGCGGAGGUGGCCGGGGCGCUGGGGGCGUCCGGCAAGGUGGUCCCCCAGGGGCCCAGAGGAUAUACAAACAGUCGAUGGCCCAGCGAGCCCGCACCAUGGCACUCUACAACCCCAUUCCUGUCCGGCAGAACUGCCUGACUGUCAACCGCUCCCUUUUCCUCUUCAGUGAGGACAACGUGGUGAGGAAAUACGCCAAAAAGAUCACCGAAUGGCCUCCUUUUGAAUACAUGAUUUUAGCAACUAUCAUAGCAAACUGCAUUGUCCUUGCUCUGGAGCAGCAUCUGCCUGAUGGAGACAAGACGCCGAUGUCAGAGCGGUUGGAUGACACAGAACCAUACUUCAUUGGAAUCUUUUGUUUCGAGGCUGGAAUUAAAAUUAUUGCCUUAGGAUUUGCUUUCCACAAAGGCUCCUACCUAAGGAAUGGCUGGAAUGUGAUGGACUUUGUGGUGGUUCUCACAGGCAUCUUGGCAACAGUUGGCACUGAAUUUGACCUGCGGACUCUGCGGGCAGUUCGUGUACUUCGGCCACUAAAGCUAGUGUCGGGAAUCCCAAGUUUACAAGUAGUCCUCAAGUCCAUCAUGAAGGCCAUGAUACCUCUGCUACAAAUUGGCCUCCUCCUAUUUUUUGCAAUCCUUAUUUUUGCAAUCAUAGGGUUAGAAUUUUAUAUGGGGAAAUUUCACACCGCCUGCAAGGAUAUUCAUACAGAUGAAAUCAAGCAGGAAGCGCCAUGUGGAAAGGAAUCACCAUCGCGCCUCUGCCCUAAUGGGACCAAGUGUGAAGAAUACUGGCAAGGACCCAAUUAUGGGAUCACACAGUUCGAUAAUAUCUUGUUUGCUGUGCUGACUGUCUUCCAGUGUAUCACCAUGGAAGGGUGGACCGACCUCCUUUACGAUAGCAACGAUGCCUCAGGGAGUGCUUGGAAUUGGCUGUACUUCAUCCCCCUUAUCAUCAUCGGAUCCUUUUUUAUGCUCAACCUUGUGCUGGGGGUGCUUUCUGGGGAGUUUGCCAAAGAAAGAGAGAGGGUGGAGAACCGGCGAGCAUUUCUGAAGCUGAGAAGACAGCAGCAGAUUGAACGUGAGCUUAAUGGCUACAUGGAGUGGAUCUCCAAAGCAGAAGAAGUGAUCUUGGCUGAAGAUGACAUAGAAGGAGAGCCUCAUCACCCCUUCGAUGGGGCUCUCCGGAGGGCCACAAUCAAGAAGAGCAAGACAGACCUGCUGAACCCAGAGGAAGCAGAUGACCCGCUGGCUGACAUCUCCUCAGUGGGUUCACCCUUUGCUCGAGCCAGCAUCAAAAGUGCCAAGCUGGAAAACGCCACUUUCUUUCACAAAAAGGAGCGGAGGUUGCGUUUCUAUAUCCGUCGAAUUGUCAAAACUCAGGCCUUUUACUGGACAGUCCUCAGUCUGGUAGCUCUCAACACAUUGUGUGUUGCUAUAGUACACUACAACCAGCCAGAUUGGCUAUCUGACUUCCUCUACUAUGCAGAAUUCAUUUUCUUAGGGCUCUUUAUGUCCGAAAUGUUUAUAAAAAUGUAUGGGCUUGGAACGCGGCCUUACUUUCACUCAUCCUUCAACUGCUUCGACUGUGCUGUCAUCAUUGGGAGCAUCUUUGAGGUGAUCUGGGCUGUGGUAAAGCCUGGCACCUCCUUUGGGAUCAGCGUCUUACGAGCUCUCAGGUUACUGCGCAUUUUCAAAGUUACGAAGUACUGGGCUUCCCUACGAAACCUAGUCGUAUCUCUGCUGAACUCCAUGAAGUCCAUCAUCAGCCUCCUGUUCCUCCUGUUCCUCUUCAUAGUCGUCUUUGCCCUUUUGGGAAUGCAACUCUUCGGGGGCCAGUUCAAUUUUGAUGAUGGAACCCCUCCAACCAAUUUUGACACUUUCCCAGCAGCAAUAAUGACAGUAUUUCAGAUCUUGACUGGUGAAGACUGGAACGAGGUGAUGUAUCAUGGUAUCCAAUCUCAGGGCGGUGUCGAUACAGGAAUGAUGUUCUCAAUCUAUUUCAUUGUACUGACCUUGUUCGGUAACUACACUUUGCUCAAUGUGUUCUUGGCUAUCGCUGUGGAUAAUCUGGCCAAUGCGCAGGAGCUUACCAAGGAUGAACAAGAAGAAGAAGAAGCAGCCAACCAGAAGCUUGCCCUCCAGAAGGCAAAGGAAGUAGCAGAAGUAAGCCCUUUGUCUGCAGCCAACAUGUCAAUAGCAGUAAAAGAACAGCAAAAGAACCAGAAAAGCGGCAAAUCAGUCUGGGAGCAGCGGACAAAUGAGAUGCGGAAACAAAACCUGUUGGCAAGCCGGGAGGCACUGUACAAUGAGCUGGAUCCUGAAGAUCGCUGGAAGGUCUCAUAUGCCCGGCAAAUGCGGCCGGACAUGAAAACCCACUUAGACAGACCAUUGGUGGUUGAUCCUCAGGAGAAUCGGAACAACAACACCAACAAGACACGCCCCACUGAGCCACCCUUGGACCCCCACUUUGGACAGCAGCAGCCUGAGGAGUUCUUGCGAAAGCCACCCCGAUACCAUGAGCAUGCACGGGAUCCCCACAUGUAUGAGCGCCCCAACUCAGGGAGCUUGGAGCCACGACGGCCACGGAGCAGCAGCAAGGAAAUUGACUUCAGCCAGGAAAGUGGGUACCAUGAAAUAGACUAUCCUAGCAAGGAGCAUAAUGCCAUCCUUGAGCAUGGUUACUGUGGCGACUGUGACUCUGAGCGCAUCAAGGCCUUGGACCCCCAUCGCCGGCACCGAGGUGGCAAAGAGAGCCGAAGUGGAUCACCCCGUACAGCUGAUGGUGAUCGGGAGCUCCGACGGCAUCGAGCUCACCGCCGGACACCAGAUGAAGGAGGUCGUGAGGAGAGCAGCAAAGCUGAGCGUCGGCCUCGGCACCGUGAGGGGAGCAGGCCUGCACGGGGUGAUGUGGAUGGGGAGCAACCCGAGGGGGAAAGGCGCCGACGGCACCGGCACACUGCUCAGUCUACCUACGAUGUUGAUGGCAAGGAGCGCCGGCACCGGCGCAGGAAAGAGAAUCAAGGCUCUGGCCUCCCACCUGGACCAAACCUAUCCACCACACGACCAAUCCAACAGGAUAUGGGACGCUUGGAGCCCCCUGUGGCUGAGGAUAUCGACAACAUGAAGAACAAUAAGCUGGCAACCAAUGAGACCUCAAAUCCACAUCCAGUCAGUCAUCCUCAGAACCCUACCAAAGGAGGCAGCCACUCAAAUUCCACACCAAGUCGCACCCUCCAAAAUCCACCUGUUCCUUUGGACCAGCCACCCCCCAACUCUCAAAACUCUACCAGUCGCCGGGCCCCCAGUAACCCUGCCAAUCCCGCCAGCCCUGGACUACCUAAGAACCCUGAGAACAGCCUCAUUGUCACUAACCCUGGGACCCAGAACAAUCCGCCUAAAACUGCCAAGAAGCCAGAACACACAGUGGUAGAAGUCCCACCUGCCUUCCCCCCACCAGUCAACAAUGCUGUCAUGCAAGUCAAUAAGAAUGCCAAUCCUGAACCUUCGCCCAAGAAAGAAGAAGAGAAAAAGGAGGAAGAAGAUGAUGAUGGCGGGGAGAAUGGGCCCAAGCCCAUGCCCCCAUACAGCUCUAUGUUCAUCCUCUCAACCACUAACCCGUUUCGGCGGCUCUGUCAUUACAUUGUCAACCUGCGCUACUUUGAAAUCUGCAUACUGAUGGUGAUUGCCAUGAGCAGCAUUGCACUGGCUGCUGAAGACCCUGUCCAGCCAAGUGCUCCCCGUAACAAUGUUCUCCGUUAUUUUGACUAUGUCUUCACAGGUGUCUUCACCUUUGAAAUGGUUGUUAAGAUGAUUGACUUAGGACUGAUCCUUCAUCGGGGCUCUUAUUUUCGGGACCUGUGGAACAUCUUGGAUUUCAUUGUGGUCAGUGGCGCAUUGGUGGCAUUUGCCUUCACAGGCAGCAAAGGGAAAGACAUAAAUACCAUCAAAUCCUUGCGUGUCCUUCGUGUCCUCAGACCCCUCAAAACUAUCAAGCGAUUGCCAAAGUUAAAGGCUGUCUUUGACUGUGUUGUGAACUCACUAAAAAACGUCCUCAAUAUUCUCAUUGUGUAUAUGCUGUUCAUGUUCAUCUUUGCUGUGGUGGCUGUCCAGCUCUUUAAAGGCAAGUUCUUCUAUUGCACUGAUGAAUCGAAGGAGUUUGAAAAGGACUGCAGGGGAGAGUAUUUAGUCUAUGAGAAGAACAAUGAAGUGAAAGCUGAGAAGCGAGAGUGGAAGAAAUAUGAGUUCCAUUAUGACAAUGUAUUGUGGGCGCUUCUUACUCUCUUCACUGUGUCUACAGGAGAAGGCUGGCCAGAUGUCCUCAAGCACUCGGUGGAUGCUACAUAUGAGAAUCAGGGCCCCAGCCCUGGUUUUCGCAUGGAGAUGUCUAUCUUCUAUGUGGUCUACUUUGUGGUCUUCCCAUUUUUCUUUGUCAACAUUUUUGUGGCCUUAAUCAUCAUCACCUUCCAGGAGCAGGGGGACAAGAUGAUGGAGGAGUACAGCCUGGAGAAGAAUGAGCGAGCCUGCAUUGACUUUGCUAUCAGUGCCAAGCCACUCACCCGGCACAUGCCUCAGAACAAACAGAGCUUUCAGUACCGUAUGUGGCAGUUUGUGGUUUCACCACCAUUUGAGUACACCAUUAUGGCCAUGAUUGCCCUAAACACCAUUGUCCUAAUGAUGAAAUACUACAAUGCCACAUCUAUAUAUGAUUAUUUACUAAAGAUGUUCAACAUUGUCUUCACUGCCCUGUUCUCCUUGGAGUGUAUUCUGAAAAUCAUCGCCUUUGGAUUGUUGAAUUAUUUCCGUGAUGCCUGGAAUAUCUUUGAUUUUGUCACAGUUCUGGGUAGCAUCACAGACAUCUUAGUGACAGAGUUUGGGAACAACUUCAUCAACCUGAGUUUCCUUAGGCUGUUCCGAGCUGCCCGCCUCAUUAAGCUGCUCCGACAGGGCUACACCAUCCGCAUCCUGCUCUGGACCUUUGUCCAGUCCUUUAAGGCCCUUCCAUAUGUGUGUCUGCUGAUUGCAAUGCUUUUCUUCAUCUACGCAAUUAUUGGAAUGCAGGUCUUUGGUAACAUCAGCAUUGAUCACGAUGAGGAUAUGUCUGAGGACGACAUGCCUGCCAUCACGGAGCACAACAAUUUCCGCACUUUUUUUCAGGCCCUGAUGCUUCUGUUUAGGAGUGCCACAGGUGAGGCUUGGCAUGAGAUUAUGCUCGCCUGUCUGAGUGGGAAGCCAUGUGAUGAAAAAGCAGACCUCAAAGGCCGGGAGUGUGGCAACGAAUUUGCAUAUUUCUAUUUUGUUUCCUUCAUCUUCCUAUGCUCUUUCUUGAUGUUGAACCUUUUUGUGGCUGUAAUCAUGGACAACUUUGAAUAUCUGACCCGUGACUCCUCCAUUUUGGGGCCCCACCACCUGGAUGAGUAUGUGCGUGUGUGGGCUGAGUAUGAUCCUGCUGCUUGGGGCCGGAUGACUUUCAUGGACAUGUAUGAGAUGCUGAGACAUAUGUCUCCACCCCUGGGGCUAGGGAAGAAAUGCCCAGCCCGUGUUGCUUAUAAGAGACUACUUCGUAUGGACCUGCCUGUGGCAGACGACAAUACAGUCCAUUUCAAUUCCACCCUCAUGGCAUUGAUCCGGACUGCACUUGACAUCAAGAUUGCCAAAGGUGGGGCUGACAAACAACAGAUGGAUGCUGAGCUGAGGAAGGAGAUGAUGGCAAUUUGGCCCAACCUCUCCCAGAAAACUCUGGAUCUCCUGGUCACCCCUCAUAAAUCUACUGAUCUGACAGUGGGUAAAAUCUAUGCAGCCAUGAUGAUCAUGGAAUAUUACCGCCAAAGUAAGGCCAAGAAGUUGCAGGCCAUGCGGGAGGAGCAGAAUCGGACACCGCUUAUGUUCCAGCGCAUGGAACCACCAUCCCCAUCCCAGGAGGGUGGCCAAGGACAGAAUGCCCUCCCUUCAUCACAACUGGAUCAAGGAAGUGGAAUGAGCAUGCAGGAAGGAGGAAUGAAGGAAAGUGAGUCGUGGGUUACACAACGAGCACAGGAGAUGUUCCAGAAAACUGGAACCUGGAGCCCAGAGCGGGGGCGCCCAGAAGAGAUACCCAAUAGCCGGACCAAUUCCCAGUCUGUAGAGAUGCGGGAGAUGGCAAAGGAUGGCUAUUCAGACAGCGACCAGUACCUGCCCAUGGAAGGUCAUGGACGAGCUGCCUCAAUGCCACGACUGCCUGCUGAAAACCAGAGGAGGAAGGCGCGACCGCGAGGGAAUAAUCUCAGUACUAUCGCAGAUGCAAGCCCCAUGAAACGUUCUGCCUCAAUGUUGGGCCACUCACGCUCCAAAGGCAUGCGCCUGGAAGACUACUCUCUGGAAAGAGUAGUAAUCCCAGAGGAAAACCAGCGACAUCACCGGCGGCGAGAGCGGAGCCACCGGACAUCAGAGCGCUCUCUCAGUCGAUACACAGAUGUGGACACAGGGCUGGGCACAGACCUCAGUAUGACCACACAGUCGGGUGACCUACCUCCCAAAGAAAGAGACCAAGAGCGGGGCAGGCCAAAAGAUCGGAAGCACCAUCACCACCACCACCACCAUCACCACCACCACACAUCUUCUGACAAGGAGCGGUACUCACAAGAGAGGCACGAAUAUGGACGGCCUCGCUCCAGAGAUCGCCGCUGGUCCCGCUCACCCAGUGAGGGCCGAGACCACAUGCCUCACAGGCAGGGCAGUAGUUCCGUAAGUGGGAGUCCAGUCCUCUCAACGUCUGGCACCAGCACCCCGAAGCGAGGACGCCGCCAGCUCCCACAGACCCCUUCAACACCCCGGCCACAUGUCUCCUACUCCCCCGUGGUCCGCAAGGCCGUCAACGCCGGGCCCCCGCAGCCGCAGCAGCCGCAGCAGCAGCCCGUGCACCCCAGCCGAAUAUCCAGCCCAGCACCGAGGCGCUACCCCUCGCUGCCCGCCGAGCACCACCUCGCCGAGCGCCGCAGCAGGUCUCCCGCGAUGGAGCGGCACACGGUCCCGCCGCGGAACGACUCGCCCCGGGCCUACCGCCACGCCAGCAGCCGGUGGUCGGCCCCACACGUCUCUGAGCCCCACCCAGGACCUCGUCACGGCAGUGGCUACUACCGGAGCCCGGAGUACACUGGCCCGGCCGGAGAAGAGGCCUUUUCCUAUGAGACAAUGCAGCAGGGGAGCAGCUCAGGACGGUCGCCCAGAACUUCCCGGGUGGGCAGCAGCUCGUCCUCUCUCUCCCCCUCCAGGCACGGGCGGCGGCUGCCCAAUGGAUACUAUCACUCGCAUGGACCAGCCAAAUCGCGUGGGACAGGAUCACGCAAAGGACUGCAUGAACCUUAUAGUGAAACUGAUGAGGACGACUGCUGCUAA